This is a messenger RNA of Tremella mesenterica DSM 1558, 600 nucleotides long. RefSeq lists its product as uncharacterized. The transcript has a single exon. NCBI's taxonomy places the organism in Eukaryota, Fungi, Basidiomycota, Tremellomycetes, Tremellales, Tremellaceae. The coding region runs from base 1 to 600 and encodes 199 amino acids. The record is from RefSeq and is a predicted model, not a curated record.
AUGGUAGACGCCCGGUACAUACUUUGUGAUACCUUGAAAGUUUCCGACUGGACCAAACACGUUGCCUCAGAGCUUGGAAAGAAGGAUAGACUUACAGAAGCGGAAAUCACAACCUUAUAUGGAGAUUCAGUGGAUGUUGCUGUGAAAGUGGAUAUCAGUGUAUCUCCCAAAGUAGGGGAUAACGUUUGGGUAGGUUCAGAAGGUAGGGAUAUGGUGUACGUCACUUCUCCAGACAUGUCAACCGUCAGAAUGGAGCUUGAAAAAUACAACUCCCAACUCCAAGACCUUCAGAGUGAAUCCGGACUUGGAUCACACCAGCUGCUCAUAUUGCUUGAUGGAGAGAAUGUCAAUGAAAGAGAGGAGCCUAUUGCGUAUGGCGGAACCACUCAGUCCAUGGGUAUGACAAGGGUUAAAGAUCACUGGGAGGUCAAGGAGAUGGGGACAACUUUUCAAUCUAUCAAUCUUGUGGUAGAGUCUCCUCCGGAUAACGUUUCGACUAUGACCACCCUUCCAGAAGGUUCUGCCAGUGGCGAGGUUGGACCGACCGAGGAGGAGUCAAGACAGGCUUGGGGGUUCUUGUCUCAGACAGCAACUCUAUAG